AUGGAGAAACCGAAGUACAAGCGGAUGAAGGGAAGCCAAAGCUUUAGGGAGAGGAUGCUUCUCGCGACCCUUUCUUCGACGCCAAUCAUCAUUGAUGAGAUUCGUGCCGACGACAUGAUUGCUGGCCUCCGUCUUCACGAGAGAUCGCUUCUCGGCCUCCUCGACACUAUCUUCGAUGACUCCCACAUUAAGACUAACUUGACCGGGACUCAAGUGAUAUACGAACCUGGAAUAGUAAUGGGAAGGAAGAACUUGGUUCACAACUGUGCCCUGACUCGAUCCAUUGGCUAUUAUCUGGAGCCAUUGCUUUUGUUAGGUUUAUUUGGAAAGGAACCCCUUUCCAUUAGGCUUAAAGGAAUUACAAAUGAUCCUAAGGACCUAAGCGUUGACACAAUCCGUUCCACUACCUUGAAUAUCUUAAAGCGUUUUGGAGUAGCUCCAGAUGGAGGUGGACAAGUUCUCUUAACUGUUCCAAAUGUUCAGACCCUAACUGCGGUCCAAUGGCUUGAGGAAGGAAUGGUGAAGAAGAUACGAGGUGUGACUUUCUCUGCAAGAGUUUCUACUGACUUUGAACAUUCCAUGAGAUUCACAGCUCGUGGUAUCUUUAACAACCUCUUGCCUGAUGUUCACAUUUCCCAAGAUCACAAAGCUGGCCCUCUCGCUGGAAAAUCACCUGGAUACGGAAUAUCAUUGGUUGCAGAAACAACUUCAGGAUGUUACAUCUCUGCAGAUACAACAGUGUCUUGUGGAAGAAGAGAUGAAACAGGAGAGCUCGAUGUAGAGAAGCAAGAGAGAAAACCACCACAAGACACAGGAGUUGAUGUAGCUUCAUGGCUUCUUCAAGAGAUUGAAAAAGGCGGAGUUGUUGAUUCAACACACCAGGUGCGAUUGUUGUUUACACUAUGUGCGUUAUGCCAAAAAGACGUGUCAAAGGUUCGAGUGGGAACGUUAUCUCCUUAUGGAGUGGAGACGUUAAGGAAUUUAAAGGAGUUUUUGGGAGUUACUUUUGAGAUCAAACCUGAUCCAUUGACAGGAACCGUCAUUCUCACUUGCCUUGGAAGCGGUUUGAUAAACCUCGCCAGAAAGUUGUCUUGA
Messenger RNA from Eutrema salsugineum, 1095 nucleotides. Its product is annotated as probable RNA 3'-terminal phosphate cyclase-like protein. The coding region runs from base 1 to 1095 and encodes 364 amino acids. Gene Ontology annotation, cellular component: nucleolus. The record is from RefSeq and is a predicted model, not a curated record. Gene Ontology annotation, biological process: endonucleolytic cleavage of tricistronic rRNA transcript (SSU-rRNA, 5.8S rRNA, LSU-rRNA); ribosome biogenesis. The transcript is spliced from 6 exons. Gene Ontology annotation, molecular function: RNA endonuclease activity. Lineage: Eukaryota; Viridiplantae; Streptophyta; Magnoliopsida; Brassicales; Brassicaceae.